AACAACAGCUGCCUCCAUUGAAUUGUCACUGCAGGAUGAACGCGGCGUCACAGACACCUGAAAUAACCAUAAAAUAUAUUGUUACAAUGUAAUAUUCAGCUCAAACAUAAUUCAUACAGAACUGGCAACAUGGCUGUUAUCAACAGAGAAACAAAAUAAAACAAGCAAAACAUAAUCCGAACGUCGGUGGUUUAUCUGUUGCUCCAAGACACGAAUCAACCCACAAUGACCACCACAACCCCCACACUCCUGGAGAUCUGCAUCGAUUCGUACGACUCGGCCGUGGCCGCCAUCCGAGGGGGCGCCGAUCGGCUGGAACUGUGCGCCGCCCUCAGCGAAGGUGGCCUCACGCCAACGGUUGGCCUGCUGCGGGAAGUUCGUAAGUUCGUGGUCGACGCAGCCCGACCCGUUCACCUGUACGCCAUGAUCCGGUGCCGGCGGGGAAGUGACUUUUGCUUCAGCGACCCGGAGCUCGCGAUUAUGGUGGCCGAUCUGCGCUUGUUGGCCGAACAUGGCGCCGAUGGGUUCGUGUUUGGUGCGCUGACGGAGCAGGCCGAGAUCCACCGGGAGCACUGCCGGUUGAUUGCGGAGGAGGCGCUGAGGUUGGGCAAACCGGUUACGUUUCACCGGGCGUUUGAUUGCACGGCAGUGGACAGGAUGGGCGAUAAUCUGCGGCUCGUUGGUUCGCUGGGCUUCACGACGAUCUUGACCAGUGGGUUCGAGAGCACUGCGGUGCGAGGACUCGAGAAUAUCCAGCGAUUGGCGGAGUUGGCAAAGGAUCUAGCGACUCCGGUCACCAUCAUGCCAGGAUCUGGAGUUUCUCCGGCUAAUGCGAGGGAUAUUCUUCAGCAGACCGGAUGCCGGGCUAUUCAUGCUUCGGCCAGAUCGGCUUCCAAGAAAGGGGGAGCAGGCGGUUUGUCCAUGGGAGGUAGCGCAGCGGAUGGAGAAGGUUUGCUCGUGUGUGAUGAGGUGAUUGUACGGGAAAUUAGAAAGCAAAUAAAUUGAUGGAGAUGCACCUGUCUACAAGGAGACGUUAAAUUUUGAAAUGAGAAACCCUUCGUGGACAAUUUACAUACA
This is a messenger RNA of Culex pipiens pallens (northern house mosquito), 1077 nucleotides long. RefSeq names its product copper homeostasis protein cutC homolog. Lineage: Eukaryota; Metazoa; Arthropoda; Insecta; Diptera; Culicidae. The transcript has 2 exons. The record is from RefSeq and is a predicted model, not a curated record. The coding region runs from base 226 to 1005 and encodes 259 amino acids. Gene Ontology annotation, molecular function: copper ion binding.